AAAGCGCUAACCAAUAAGGAAAUAUUUCUCAAACAUAUCGUGGUAUUUGGGUAAGUGAUGUAACUUGCGGUCAGAAAAAUGCUUUAGGCACGGAAUCUAAGAGAACGUGGCAUACUUUUAGAUACAAGGCUCGCUUGAGCAGAGAUAAAAAACGGAAAAUCAAAUAUUGGUUUGCUCUUCAACCUAUUAUAAAGGUGAGGUAAGUUUCAACCUGCGAUCAUGUACCGUAACUGAACGGCGUCGAAAGAAUUUUUCUGGUGAUGUUUGUUUUGAAAUUUACAUGAAAAUGGUCGCUCCUCUUCAAGUCGCUCAUUUGGAUUGAAAAGCAAACUUUUCUCCCGAUUUUUUGUCAAAAGAUCAUUUUUUUUCCUCAACGAUAAGCUGCCAGGUGUAUUGCGUGAGCCGUGUUACGUUACAACUGCAAUCACUGCACUAUUACAAGUUCAUUGCGGAUCUAUUUGAUUUUGACAAAUUUGAUCAUUAACUUGUGUCACACACAUAAUUAUCCCUUACCUAUCAGAGUUACUAUUGGGAUGAGCUUGCUUACCUUUCAGGGUGCGUUGCAUCAAUGAGCCGUCGUGUAAUUAAGAUAAAACGUAGCUUUUCUCGUGGGGAUUUGUUCUUGGAAAGUGGUAGAGUCGUGAGGGGCAAAUUGCAAGCUUGAAUACAGCAAUUACCGACAAGAAGUGUGAGCCACCUCUGAGGCACUUCUGUCAUUGAAGAAGGAAUUUGUAUCUCUUAAUUUUUCUUUUUAAGUAAAAUAUCUUUUUGUUUGCUAAUCCAUGUUGUAGUCUUCAUCUUGGAUCAGGUACAACCAUGAGCUUCAUCCCCCUUGCAAUACCUCUGAUGUCAAUGUUCUUUAUCUGGACCAGUUUAUAUUUCUUCUUGUGCAUCAUCAAUCCUCAUCGAAGCCAUGAAUGGAACUGUCGACUUGUUACAGUGUGUCAUGGAGCUUUAACAUCACUGUUGUCAUUCUGGAGUGCGUUCAUCACUGGUCCAUGGCCCUUGGUUGCCAUGGGUGAUGCAAACACCCCAUUACAUACAUUCAUUGCCACCUUCACUCUGGGUUACUUCAUGUUUGAUUUUUUGUGGUGUUUUUACAUGGGCACUGAAGGGAUUGAUAUGCUUUUACAUCACAUCAUCUCUACCUGCGGAAUAGUUUUUGUCCUGUUUGAUGGUUAUUCUGGUCCAGAACUUGCUGCUACAAUACUCGGAACAGAAAUUUCAAAUCCAUUCUUACAGAUGAGGUGGUUUAUGCGAGAAACUGGUCGUUAUCAAACAUUACUGGCAAAAGUGAAUGAUUUUAUCUUCAUGAUGAUGUUCAUUUGUUGGCGUUUUGGUCCAGGGACAUUACUCUGCUAUCGUACUGUGUCAUCUACAAAACCAAAACUUUUUGUCAAGCUGGGAGGAAUAGGAAUGUAUUUAAUUAGCUGGGUUUGGGUAUUUUUUAUUAUAAGAUUCGCUAAGAAAAGAUUUUUUGGUAAAGGUCACAAGAAAUAG
This is a messenger RNA of Pocillopora meandrina, 1500 nucleotides long. The record is from the annotation of a GenBank genome assembly. Lineage: Eukaryota; Metazoa; Cnidaria; Anthozoa; Scleractinia; Pocilloporidae.